This is a messenger RNA of Anopheles merus, 1753 nucleotides long. RefSeq lists its product as uncharacterized. The record is from RefSeq and is a predicted model, not a curated record. The coding region runs from base 905 to 1456 and encodes 183 amino acids. Gene Ontology annotation, biological process: sensory perception of smell. Gene Ontology annotation, molecular function: odorant binding. NCBI's taxonomy places the organism in Eukaryota, Metazoa, Arthropoda, Insecta, Diptera, Culicidae. The transcript is spliced from 2 exons.
GAAGCCCCUUUUUGCGAUGCUGUAUUAUUGGAUGGAAAUGUAAGCACUAUUUUUCGCUCAAACAUAAAAAUCACUCUUCAAAACAAGUUUUAAGUGCCCUAGCAUGGCAAAGAAAAUAAUCGAAAUGUGCACCGAAGUGUGUUGACGUAUUAAAAAUGAUUCUUGCUGGCACGGAGCAAUGCAACGUGGUUGAUGAAUGUUCAUCUGUCUCGCUUUUCGGUCCGGUCGACACAUGGCCACUUAACAAGCUACCGUGUGCCAAACACACAUUUGUUAGGAUUCGGCACAAAGAGCAUUCGGUCGAAAGAAGCAACCCACCAGAGCUCGCUCCAGCUCGUUAGGAUAGCAGCCAUGGUGACAUUGCACUAUUUACCAUCAGCGUCGUUGCAGUGCACGGAGUGUGCGACAACGGGACUGGCAAGCGAAUGAUCUUGCACCGACAGAGGGCCAAUUUUGUAAAAAGGUUCGGGACGCGCAAGAAACGACCAUUGCUCGUCCCCACGGUCGCUCUCUUCUGCUUACUUUCUGCACUCACGAGCAACCGUCUGGCACUGACGGUUAUUGGAAAAUACUCGUUUGAAAAAUCGUCCACAGCUUAGUGAUAAAGCAUCCAUCGUUAAGAAGCGCCCCGCGUAGGUGUGGCGCUGUGUAGCGUGCAGCAGUAACGCUCGGCCGGAAAGUGAGCCCAAAAACACGAGAUGGCGUGAGAUCGGCAACACUACUUAGAAGUAGUGCAUGAGGGAAAAGCGAUGGUUUGCGAUUUGGAUGGGCCAGAGGCAGCAUAAACUAUCCACUUCCUUCUGAGUAAAGUCGCACUUGCCCGCGCGUGCAUUUCCAAGCAUGCAACUCUAUCGGAUUGAAAUCUCCUGGUAGAAAAUUGGACCGAAACACUAACUGAUGUCGCAUGAUAGUGCAAUCUAGCUUUGGAGCUGUCAUGUUCGAUCCGUACGUAACGAUCGCACUGAGCAGCCGAUGCAUGGCACCUGUCAGAUAUCAUUUCGUGCUGUGGCCAUUAAUUCUGAUCGGCGUUAGUAGUCUGGUACCGCCUGGCAGGGGCUUGGACAUAUCUAAGGUUACGCUGGAUACUGCAUUCUAUUCCCUGUUUGGUUGUGCUCGCGAUUUGAAUGUCCCCGAGGAUUUAAUCCAGCUGUACAAGGAACGCAUCUUUCCCGACGAUCAGUUAACAUGCUGCGUGUUCCGAUGUUUCGGAAUGCGGCUUGGUAUCUACGAUGACGUCAAAGGAUUUGACGUGGAUAAGCAGUACGAACGAGUGAAAGACCGGCUGUCGGUUGACGAGGACACAUACAAGCGUGGCGUUAAGAACUGCAUCAGGAAUGUACUGCGUGGCCGUACGCUGAACAACUGCGAAAAAGCUUACCUAAUCUUAAAUCAGUGUCAGGGUAACACCAUUACGAAUAGUCUAAAUCAGCAACUUAACGAAAUACGCUGUAAUUAAAUGUGUUUUGAAUUGUUUCUCUAUUGAAACAAAUGGUUUCUCUUGUGUGUGGUGGUUGGUUAUUUCAUUUGUUAGUUAUUGGUUCUUUGUUUUUUCUUUGUAUCACAACACUAGUAAGACAAAAGGUUUCAGCAGCUCGUUUGUUAAACAAGUGAAACAAGUUUACUGUUGGCACUGUGUUUUGCAUAUGAGGGUCUAUCGUUUCGUCAUUAUUAUGAAUGAUCUGAGUAAUGUAAUUGGCGAACAAUUUGCAAUACUCUUAUGUUUGAAAGUGUAGGUAAACGAAAAACACUAAAG